CUAUACCUCUCUUCCUUUCAAAUCUAGCUGGACUCACCUGCUGUUGUCAAGUGCUCAAAACACGCUGAAGGAUUUUCAUAGAAUUGCUCUAGAGCUAAUUGAAAGCAUGGAAAAUAACCAGAGAGGAGGUGAAGAUGGAGACCCAGAAGCCUCGGAGCCUGUCCCUCUCGAUGGAAGUGCAGCUGCUAGUUCUUCAUCUAUGAGUAAUGCUGAGGACAGAGAUACAGACUUUGGUUUAGACAAUUUAACAGUGACGUCUUUGGACACCCUGGGGACUGCUAACCUUCUGACGAGACUGAUGAUUCAAAACAACUUGCACAGGUUUGACGGAACUGUGGAGGAUGAGGAAGAGAUUGUUUCUGUCACAAGUGUUGCCCUUGAUGGGUCUUCCAUUGUGAGCUACUGUAACUGUGACCAUGCCAAGUCAAUUUGGUGUAGCCGUAAUCAAGGCUUCAUGAAUGUUCUUGCCAGAAUUUACUCUGAGCGGAAAGGUCAACUACCAGCAGGGUCAGCCUCUGUUGUGGCCAGUCUUAUUGUCGCCCGUGAAUAUGGAGAGUCGUCUGUGUACACAUGCCCAGAUUGUGCAUGCUCUUUACGGUACUACAAUGUGUACAACACAAGGGCAGACAUGCAGGAGCAACUCCUUGAUGCGAUUCGCCAUCAUGAUGUGCGUAUAGUUGAAGAUCUGCUAGAGAAACGACAGCUGAACCCAAACUAUGAGCUCCACAAGAAGAACCCAAUUUGCCGUGCUGUGGGGCUGGGCAACAUUGAGAUCAUCACGCUUCUGCUGGAUGCUGGAGCAGAAGUGGACACGCCCAACCAUGCAGAUUUGAUGUGGGACAGAAAGCCAGUACACAUUGCAGCCUGCAAAGGCCAUUUGGCCAGUAUACAGUUGCUGAUUUCCAGAGGGGCCGACAUCAAUCAGGUGGAUAGUGAUCAGAGGACUCCACUACACUGGGUGGCCAUGUACGGACACAGUCAUUUGAUUCCUUGGAUGAUGCGUACAGGAAGUGCAGUCAAUGUGGCCCAAAACGAUGGCUUCACCCCACUUCACACAGCCACUUGCUUAGGACAUGUGGAAGUGUGUCGUGAACUUUUGAAGGGCGGGGCUAGCUUAACACAGAAGGACCGCGAUGGAUGGACGCCGCUCCACACAGCCGUCUGCUACGGCAACACUGACGUGAUUCGACUACUCCUCAGUCAGCCCGGCUGUCCUGUCAUGGCGAAGACUAGCACUGACGAGUCAAUUUUGCACAUCGCCUGUAGCAAGGGUAGAGUGGACAUCAUAGAUCUGGUACUACAGAGAGGGUUACCUUUAGAAUCACGGAACAAGUAUGGUGCCACACCUUUGCAUAUAGCCGUCUACUACAACAGAAUUCAUGCCACUUUCUAUCUAAUCAAGUGUGGGGCUAAUGUAAAUACUACAAACAAUGUUGGUCUACGUCCUGCCUAUCUGGCGGCAGUGCGAGGAGAAAUGCAGAUUUUACAGCUACUGCUCAGUGCUGGCUGCUUCUUACCGCCGGGCACGUGUCAGCCAGUGACACAGCAUUCACCAAGCCUUGCCAGUGAGAUGCAGGAAAAAGAGACUCGGCCCCAGACCCUGAAGGACCUGUGCCUGCUAGUAGUGAGAGCGACACUAGCUCCGCAUUUGCAGAAAAACACUCGCUGCCUUCCUGUCCCCAUCCCAGUGAAGCGAGCUCUAGCAAUGCAUGAUUUGAGUUUUGUUGUUUCCAACGGCAACGGGGGCCAUAUGUUAGUCAGCAUGGACCCAGAUCAGUCCGGAGACAAUCUGAAUGAACUUGUGUUUCGGAAACUGGAGGACAGCUCAAGUGAGAGUGAAACCAAAUAGGAUGCUGUGUUUGUGUGUUAUCAUGUAGCUUGUGGUAACUUUCGUGGACUUUAAAUGGCGGCUAUUGCAUUCUGUGCGUUCCUUUGUUUGUUUAUUUAAUCUCACAAGUGUUGUGUCUUGGGUCUAGUUUUCUGGAGAAAAAAAUGUUAAAUAAUAAUUUUACAGACUUUAAAUGGCGGCUAUUGCAUUCUUAAAAAUGUUUGUUGUUGUUUUUUUAAUCUCAGAAGUUUUAUAUUGUGGGUCUAGAUUUCUUACAAAGGAACGUUUAAAAAAUAUUUUUGUAGUGUCAGAUCUUGAAAGAAGAAGAAAAGUUUUGCAUAGAGGGAUGUUAUUUUAAGCAAAGAUUUCAUCUCAUUAUAUGACUGAAAUAACUUUUUACAAUAGUAGAGGCUAUCUUUUACCAAGACUAAGGGGACUUGUUCAGUUUGUUAUUUUGGAUUAUAUACUUUCUCCUUCAAACAUGUAAUCACAAUGUACAGAGAUUGUAUUCACUGACAAUUUUUAUUAAAAUGAAAGUGACGUGUGGGGGAAAAAAGUUUUAGUUGCCAUUGUCAAAAUGUUUUAUGGACAGGAAAAAAAUUGAAAGGUGACAGCUGUUUCAGAAAAAUUUUGAGUCUAUUUUCGAAAUAGUUCUCUGUUUGAUCUUGUUAAACUUAUGAAACUCUAGCGCCUACUGCUUGUGGCUUUAGGUGCUGUGCACAGUUUUCAUAUCUAUAAAAUAAUUAUCAGAAAAAAGUUUAUCUCUUUUUCAUUUUUAAUUGUAACAAGUGAACAUUUUAUGUGAGGUUUGACAUUUUUUAUGAGUGAUUGUCUUUCAUUGACCAGCUUUGAUACUUUGAUACCGAUACUGAUGUAUCCUACUCAUCAAAGCCUGAUGUACUCAUGUUGAGUUUUGUCUAAUUUUGACUAACCUAAAAGUGAAUAUGAAUAUACAGCAUCUGUUGGAUAGUGGUUAACCUCUUCACUUUUGCACGCGGAAAACACAAGUUUAUUUCUCGAGUAGGAAGGGUUGUUUUUUUUCAUCAAGUAUCUCCAUCUAUCUGCUGGGAUGUUGCAUCCUUCUCAGGUUGAUUUGGCCGUGACUGAUAUUCAGUUGUGUAAUACAGUUACAGUUACGAAAGAAAGAGAAUAUUGGCCCAGUAUGGUAGCUGUGUAGUAUGUUCAAAGCAUGAUCUAUACCAGUGUCUGUGGUGUAGUGGUCAGGCCCUGACACUACAGCAGGAAACCUGAGUUCGAUUUCCUAGUGAGGGGAACAUUGAUUGAUUUUUCUGCCUAUCUGCUGGGAUGUUGUAUCCCUGUCAGCCCUGUUUGGCACUAACAGGCAGGGUCAAAAGCCAGCCUUCUAAAUGAUCUAAAUUGUGGCUAUGGGUGCGUAAAACACCAACAUUAAAAAGAAAAAUAAAGAAGCACAAUCUACUGUUUUUACAUUUUCAUAAAGCCAUAUCUCAGGUUGCUCUGUUUCCUUUCAGUUUCUAAAGAUGACCAUCUUGAUUUUGUCAGUAUGUUAUUUCACUACCGGUAUUCCCAUUUGUUACAAAACAAAAACAAACUAUGCAAUUCUGUCAGAUUGUGUCAAAUUUUUACAGAUCUCAUAUAUAAAAUGUAUAUUAUCUAAUUCUGGCACUCUGGUGUCCGUGAUGUAGCAGUGAGAGCAGUUUGGUGCUUUGUUGAUGUGCGGAGAAGAUCCGAGUUGGCCCUGACCAGCAGAAUUGAAGCUUGUUUCCAAAUUUAUCUAAAUUGAGAUGUAAAAACAUGUACAUUAAUUUUUUUUAAAUAUUAAAACUGGCACAAUGCUCAAAAUAA
Aplysia californica (California sea hare) is the source of this 3652-nucleotide messenger RNA. RefSeq names its product serine/threonine-protein phosphatase 6 regulatory ankyrin repeat subunit C. NCBI's taxonomy places the organism in Eukaryota, Metazoa, Mollusca, Gastropoda, Aplysiida, Aplysiidae. Bases 107 to 1849 code for a protein of 580 amino acids. The record is from RefSeq and is a predicted model, not a curated record. Gene Ontology annotation, molecular function: protein binding. The transcript has 4 exons.